AUGUCGCACCUCGUCCAGAGCAUCGAGCAUGCCGUCGAGGCCGGCGUCAAGGGCUUCAUCGACUACAUGGGAGUCGGCGCACACGCGGACAGCGCACCCCAGACCCCGGCGACCGAGGCCAACAAGGCCGACCUGACGCCGACAGCGCACCCCGACUCGCGCGUUCAGCCGGCAUCUGAUUCUCAACCGCAAGCCACCGCGAUCCCUGUCUCAUCGUCCUCUGGCGACCUGGCUGCGAGUGCGGGGCCGGCGUCUGCCACCUCGCCGAUAUCAGCUACCUCGGCUGGCCAGUCGCUAGCCUCCCGCAUCGCGCAGCAGACGCAGCUCGUGCAGCUGUUCGAUGUUCCGAGUGGCUGGAUCCACCUGCAGUCCACCUACGUCGACUCGGCGGGCGGACAACGACGUGUGCGGCAGUUUGGUCUCCGCAACCUGACGGCAGGCAGGGUCGAUGUCGAGAUCGCCUCUGACCUCGGGUCCCAGGUGGUGUUCUGGGUCGCAGACGAUGACUCGGACGCUCUGUCUACGACGUCGUCGCUGUCCUCGGUCGCGAUCGGCUCUCAGACGCUCAACCUCAGCAUACCGGGCUCGAGCUCGGCCAUGGUCUAUCUCGCAUUCCAACCUACUGGCAGCGAACCCGUCACUCCUGGAUCACUGACACCAUCGAGCGAAGGCGGUGUCACACCACGCAUAGCUGCAUCGGUACCGACGAUAGAUCCAGGGCCAGUGCCAGGUGGCCGCCUGCCGUCGGCCGGCACCAGUAUUCUGUCCGACUCGACGUCAAUGUCUACAUCGAGCCUAUCACUGUCGGUCGGCGCCGUGAACGCACGCAGAUCCGAUACAAUCAACCGCUCGUACUCUGUUCACGGCUCGAUCCUCAUUCACGUGUCCACACAGGACACGGGUGACGUGCUCUGCCCGCCCGCGCAUCAGAACAUCACUCUCCCCUUCUUCGCGAGUGUGUGCAAGUCUGUGUUCACGGCCGGCGUGAUUGAUCCGGUGUCGGGUCUUGCUUCUGGUCCCCAACUGUCUCAGGGCCAGCUCACGGUCGACUUUGGCAGCGACACGGCCGUCGGCGUCGAGGUGCACCGUGACAUUCUGCUUGUGAACCGAUCGGAAAUCGAUCUCGUGUGGACGUCUGCAGUUGUCAACUCGCGCUUCAAGGACCGGGUCUGGUUCCAACUGCGUGACCUCGACUCUGAGAACGUGUUUGGCGUCGACUCGUCCAGCGAGCCCGUGCCACUACCCCCGCUCUCGUCGCGGCACCUGCGGCUAACGCUGUGCGCGAACGCGUCUGUUGCAGACUUCGACUUUGACUUUGUCAUUUCCAACGCCCAUCAGUCGGGCAACGCUGUCACAUGCCACGUCGUGGGCUCGUGCCCCGCAAACGGCAAGUACGACCACCUGCGGAUCCUGAGCGGGUCCAUGCUGGACUUUGGGCAGAUUCCCGACGGUGUGUGGAGCAAGAAGCUCCUCGUUGCCAAGAACAUCGGAGAUCGGCCCAUCGACGUCCACUUCUCAGCGACGCCCGGAUACGAGGUCGUAUUCCGAUUGGCAGGCGUUGCGGGGGAAGAUAUCGACGAGGACCUGCCCACUCGCUUGCCCAGGGACAAGCGGGCUGACCCCCUGUCACGGACGUCGACGAGGGAUGACCGGUCGCGUGGCCGCAUAGCAGGCUCAGACGUUGCGUCCUCGCUGAGCAAUCUGACGCGGUCACAGCUGCUCAGCGAUGGCGGAUCGGUCGGAUCCAGCGCCGUCAGCGCCGCCAACGCUGACGAGGGCUCGGCCGUCGCGUCUAGUGACCGUGACAGCUCCCUCCCUCCCUCUCGGUCAUUAUCACGGGUGACGUCGCGAGCGUCCUCGUACAGACCGACACGGGGUGACAUUGACUCGGACGAGGACGAUGUCCCCUCCCAGUCGCAGCAUCUCCAGGUCGCGCCAGAAGCGCAGGCAGAGAUGAGACACCUCGACAACCAGGGCGACCGUGACAUCCCCAACCAGAUUGAGGAACUCACCAUGCGCCCGGGUACAGAGUACCGCGUCUUCGCCAUGUACCGUCCCGAGCGGGAUCUGGUGAACCCGCCCGAGAUUGCGGGUGCGUUCAGGACGUCCGAGUUCAAGAUCAACCUCGACUCGGCGCUGUCGUCGCAGCGCUCGCGACCAACACCUCGUUCGCAGAACACGGUGCACUGCGUCGCCGAGUCGUGCACGUCCAUCAUCUCCAUUCCCUCCGGCCACCUCAUCGACUUUGGCGAGGUCACUGUUGGCGCGUCCAAGUCGACGACGAUCACGAUCAAGAACGAAUCUGCGCUUUCCGCGCGAGUCGAGGUCGCCGCCAUCUCCAAAGUGCUCAACACGAAUCGCAAUAUCAUCGUGAUUCCGCCGUAUGAGACGGUCAACGAGCGUCUCGACUUCUUCCCGCGCCGCAUCAAUGAGCGCUACGAAAAACAGGUCUUCGUUCGCAACCUCUUGAACAAGCACAACAACCAGCUCGUCGAGGUCCGGUCCAAGAAUGUCGACGUGUACAAUGUCACACUGCAUUCGCACCUGUACCGCAUCCUGACGCCGUCGGGGAGCAACUUCCUCGACUUUGGCUCGGUCGUGAUCAACUCGCCCACUGUCCGCACUGUGCAGUUCCAGAACCUGACUCACAAGCCGUUGACGCUCGACUUGUCCGCGUCGCAGCCCGAGGACGUCGAGAUGUACAUCCGCAUGUCCGACGCUCCGCCAACGCCAUGCAAAGCGCACCCGCUCAUAGCGCGAUACGCACACCUCGACCAGGCUGACCGACCAGCGAAUGGCAACCUGAAGGAGCGCUUCGUCGAGUCGCUCGAGGACAAGGAGAAGGAGAAGGAAAAGGAGAAUGGCGAGGGCAAGUCCAAAGCGAAGCGAGAGAAGAACUCCAAGUCGCACAACAAGGAUCACGAUAAGCAAUCGCUCGGCGCCUCGCUUGCGCUCGCCCUCAAGAAGGGCAACCGCGGAAAGCAUGUGCACAUCUACGACAACAGUGUCAUGUUCAAGGACCGCUCCCUGCUCGACGACCAGGACUACCUUGAUCUUGCUACUGGACCGCCAACGUCUCACAAGACGGCACCGCAGCACUCGAAGCGCGACCAGAAGCUUGAGAACAUUUCAUACGAGGACAAGACCAAGCUGGCCGGCAAGCACCCGCGUGUUCCCGACAUCGACUUUGCAGCCCUUGCCAAGUCUAACGGAUUGCUCAGCAAGGACGUGAAGACGAAGAAGUCCAAGUCGACCGCAGGCAGCAAGCGCGAUCCCUCCACGCCUACCAAGUCGUCCCGAUCGGAGCGGACUGAGAAGAAGCCGACCACGCCUCCUAGCCCUUCGCACCCGACCGGCGCCUCGGCCCUGAAGCAGUCCCUGCUGAAGAGCCAAGGUCCCAAGUCGCCAGCCCUCACUGGCAAGCGUCAGGAGCCAAAGGGCGAUCCGUCCGGAACGGACGUGGCGAACCUGACGGCUGACGAACUCAUCCUCGCGCUGGAGCAGCACGAUGCGAAGCGGGCCCAGACGUCCGUCAACCACUUUACGCCCGAGGAGGAGGAGCACUACGUCAAGCGUCUGAUUGCGCUGCGCAAGGAGCUGCAGAAUGCCGUGCAGGCUGGUAAAUUCGUGCCUGCGCGCACGCUGACAGUGCCCCCUGGCUCGUCGAGGCAGCUUAUCGUUGUCCUGACGCCGAACGGCUCGACGCGGCCGCACAUCACAACGCGCGCCAAGCGAGCCGAGUCGCGCAUCUUCAUCAAGCUUGUCGACUAUGACAAGACGAUGCUGAACGCUGUCGUCGGCGACAGUCAUGACGUCAAUGAGCUGCCGGUACGUGACCUGGUCAUCCGUUCUUCGUGUGUGCGCUCCGUGCUCGAGGUGCAGCAGUCAAGCAUCAAUUUCGGCACCUGCGAGCGCGGCGACACCAAGUCUCGCACGAUCGUCAUCCACAACAAGAGCGACUGUGUGGGCGUUUUCAGGAUGCGGACCUCGGGAUCAAUCGCGUCCGGUAACCUGAAAUUGGGCGUCGGCCGGUACGGAGUCAUAUCCGCGUUUGGGCGCAAGGAGGUUGCGUCAUUCUCUUUCACUCCAUCGCUCGUUGGCAACUACAACGAAACCAUCACUGUCGAGAACGUCCUCGACUCGCACAACGACCAGAGCGUGCUUGUCAAGGCGACCGUGCGCAAGAUGCCGACCUUCUCCCUCGACGUGACGAAACUGGACAUUGCACCCAAUGCGCCAGGCACGUGGCCCACCUGUGCCAGUUUCGUCGUGACCAACACGUCCAAAUCGGAGCGCACCCUCGUCAUUGAGGCAUCCGAGGUCACGGACGCUGCGUUCGCUGAGGUCUCUCUGUCCCGCGACGAGAAGGACGCCGGUUCCGCUCUCUCCAAGGGCGAGGAGGAGGAGGUCGAGGGCCUGCUCCAGAAGCUCAAGAUCGCUCGGCGCAAGAACAAGGCCGACAAGAUUGCAAAGUACGAGAAGCGUCUUGGCGAGCUCGGCGUUGCGACCGCGACUUCCGCUGCGGAGGAGCCGACGCCUGAGGACGACGUUCCCUCGGGUACGGUCACGCCUGCCAACGGCGAGGUCGUGUCGUCCCCCAGCAUCACGGUCACGCUGCAGCCCAACAAGAAGGCCAAGAUUCUCGUCAACCUCGUUGCGCGCGAUGCCGGCUCGGCCGCAUUCGACUCGACGAUCAAGGUAUACGAGAAGAAGAACACCGACGAGACUGUCACCAUCGACGUUGCCGCUUCCCCCAACCCGAUCGAGGCGCCCGCCCAAGCCCCUGCUACCACUUCCGAGGGUGAGUUAACCUUCACCUCUGCUGAACCUGACAUGACAGACCCGCUCAACCUCGCGCUCAUGAAGCACUGCCUGGACCUGACUCUGCAAUGUCCCGUGUCCCCAACCGCAUUCUGUGUCGGUUCGACGCUCUUCCUCCCCGCUUCAUCGCCCUUCUACGAGCGGCUGAAGGACCUGUUCCCGAUCUUCAACGACCCGACGACGGGCAAGCCGGCCGGCCUGCUCCUCGCCGACGGCUACUCGCGCCAGAUCCCGGGCAACACGCACGCGGAGGCAAACGCCCUGACCAACUUCCGCGAGCGCAUGAACCAGCUCGAGGAGGAGGCGUCGCAUCCCAACCUCCCCACUGCCGACGAUGUGCUCGCACAGAGCGAAUGCUUUGCUACCAUGGAGCCGUGUUCGGUGCGGACAUCGGGCGGGCCAAGCUGCGCGCUCGAGCUUGUGCGUGCGCAUGUCCGCGCCGUCUUCCUCGGUGUCGAGGAGCCGCCCGACUUUGUCCAGUGUGAGGGUGUCCGAAUCCUCGACCAGGGAGGUGUGGAGGUCCGCCGUGUCGUUGGACUCGAGGACGAGUGUCUCAAGGCAGCGAGGCGAGGGCGCUCGUAG
This is a messenger RNA of Trichosporon asahii var. asahii CBS 2479, 5403 nucleotides long. RefSeq lists its product as uncharacterized. NCBI's taxonomy places the organism in Eukaryota, Fungi, Basidiomycota, Tremellomycetes, Trichosporonales, Trichosporonaceae. Bases 1 to 5403 code for a protein of 1800 amino acids. The record is from RefSeq and is a predicted model, not a curated record. The transcript has a single exon. Gene Ontology annotation, molecular function: catalytic activity.